Molecule: messenger RNA, 3189 nt
Organism: Diospyros lotus (date-plum)
Lineage: Eukaryota; Viridiplantae; Streptophyta; Magnoliopsida; Ericales; Ebenaceae
Exons: 2
Coding region: 404-1717 (437 amino acids)
Source: RefSeq, a predicted model, not a curated record
CCCGGAUUGAACAAAGGGCUGAAACUGAAGGGACACCUCGGAACAAUCAGUAACAGUGCCAGCCUAAACCUUCCUGCUCUUCUCAACUCCAUUCCCAAAUCCCAUGUAAACCAAAGAUUUUGGAAUUUCCUCGUUCCCUGGCUUUAUCUAAUUUGAUUCGAGACGAAAUCUUGCAAAUGGGUUUCUGGGUUUUCAAUCUUUUCGAGAUAUGAUCCGUAUUUCUCAUUUGAAUAGUUUGGAGCCUUUCAUUUGUGUCAACUCUAGCUGCUAGCAUUUGGAGAGGUAGAACUGAAGGUUGAAUGUCUGUUUGGUUGUCUUGUGUUGAAUAGGUGAAGUAAAUGGUUGGAUUUAACUGAAAUUGUGCUGGAAAGGUUUCUCCCCUUAGCUAGGUUUUGAGGUUGUAAUGGAAGGGAAAUCACCAGCUAGUUGUAAUUUGGGGCCGGGUGGUGGGUCUUUUAGUUUUCUAGGGUUACAAGGAUCAAAUCAACAAGAGAGCCCACAAGCUUAUCAAAGCUUUAUGGCCCUUCCCCAACAAGUUCAAGAUGCUUUUCCUUUUAGGCUUAAGAACACCCAAGAAUGUGAUCAAUCGGUUUCAUUUCUGAACUAUGAUAACAAGGUUGAGAGGGCGAAGAAUUCUGGCAGUGAUGAUGAUGACGAGUCGAAUGUUUUUGAAGAAGCUGGUACAAGGAAAAAGGAUUUCCCUUGGCAGCGAGUGAAAUGGACGGAUAAAAUGGUGAAGCUCUUAAUAACUGCCGUGUCCUACAUAGGGGAGGAGGCAACCUUGGAUUGUAUUGUUGGUGGAAGGAGGUCGGCACUUAUACAAAAGAAAGGUAAGUGGAAGUCCAUUUCAAAGGUGAUGGCUGAGAGGGGCCAUAAAGUUUCGCCUCAGCAAUGUGAGGAUAAAUUUAAUGAUCUGAAUAAGAGGUACAAGCGACUGAAUGACAUACUCGGGAAAGGUACUUCUUGCAAAGUUGUUGAAAAUCCUUCACUUUUGGACUUGAUGGACCUAUCUGAUAAGGCAAAGGAUGAUGUGAGGAAGAUUUUGAGCUCAAAACAAUUGUUUUAUGAAGAAAUGUGUUCGUAUCACAAUGGGAAUAGGUUGUACCUUCCUCAUGAUCGGGCUCUUCAACAUUCACUGAGGUUAGCACUUAAGAAUAGAGACAAUUUGGAGUCUCGGGAGUCCACUCUUCCCAAACCUGAUGACCUUGAUGAGGAUGAUCAAGAUGCUGCAAGUGAUGAUCAAAAUGCUGAAACUGAAGAUGCUCGUCUGGUGCAUUAUGAAACCGAAGAAGGCCAAGCUAGUUAUAGAAGUGAUGGUGCGGCAUUUGUUGUUCCAGGACAUCCCACAAAGAGGAGGAGACAAGGGGAAGAACACAAGGCCUCGAGUUCUGGUAGCGCCUUGGACUUACUGAGACCAGAUCAUCAUGGUCAGACCAGUCACACCAAUGCAAAUCCUGCUCUUGCUGAAGGCACAGAUGCAGAAUGGUUUCAGAAUGAGUGGCUAAUCUCUCGCUCACUGCAGUUGGAAGAGCAGAAACUACAGAUUCAGGCCCAGAUGCUGGAGCUGGAAAAGCAGCGGUUCAAGUGGCAGAGAAUUACCCAGCAAGAUGACAGGGAACUGGAAAAGAUGAGGCUGGAAAAUGAGUGCUUGAAGCUUGAAAAUCAGCGCUUGGCGUUCGAACUUAAGCGCAGAGAAAUGGGUUCUGAAUAUAACUGAAUGAUUUGCGUGCUUGUGAGCAUGUUGCCGUUUUCGUAUCAGCGGCAUGCUGACCACCUAAAAUUUUCGGUCUCCCAUCUAAAUCAGACUAUUAGAGUAAUAUAGACAAAAAGGUAUUUGAUAGGUUAGUGCUUUGUUUUUCUCCUAUGGCUACUAGUGCUGCUUCAAGUCAUCAGUAGAUGUUUCUCUAUUUGAUGAAUGCAGAGACUAGAACACCUAUUUGAUAUACUGCUAAGAAAGUGUGUGGAUAUCAAAAGGAAACAAAUUAUUGCAAAAAUGUUGCUCUUGAAGCGAUGCAUUUUGUUUGUGGCACAAAGAGAGUUGUGCUCGCUUGUUUCAUUAAGAUGCAAGAUUGCACAUAUAGGAGCUGACUUUCGUUUAUCAUUCCACAGAUGAUGAGCUUUCCUUUCUUGUUCAUGUCAUCAAGCUUGAAUUUGAAUUUCAUCACUAUCCACUGCUUGCAGAUUUGUUUAGGUUCCAAUGCAUAUAGUGAGGUUCAUAUGGAAAAUUUCAUUUGGAAUAUAAGUAAAUUAGUAAAACUGGUGGUCUCCGGGACAGGGAGCCACCAAGACAUCAAGUUGAAUCAGCAGAAGAGGGACUGGGGAGCUGCCUGUCGAUGUCUCUGGCUGACAUAGAAUAAACCUGCUAGGAGGACUACUUGGACCCUUCUUGGAGUUAGAUAUGAGGUUAAACAGGAAGUGUAUUGAGAGCAAGGAAAGAAGAACCAUUAGAACGAGUGACCAAAUCUGUCAUUUGGGUUUGUGCCUGGAUGAGGAUAUUUGUGCUGAUCUCCUUCCUAUCUCUUUCCAGGAUCUUGCCACAAUAUCUGUGAUUAGGCCAGAAGGGUUUUAUCUAUAGAUAGCCUCUAUCUCUUGGUAAAGAGACUAUUUCUAUGAUCUGAACUCAUGACUUUUUGAUCAUAAAUGACUGAUUUUAUCAUCAUUAUUAAAGUUUGAGCUAUUAGCAAGAUUGCUACUCUGGCUUGAGCAAGAGGGAUUGGCUGUUUAACUAGCCAGAUCAUGUUAUGCCACAAGUACUUGUUCCUUUGUUGGCUCUGGUUGGAGUGGAAAAUCAGGACUUCCAUCUUCUUAGCUGCUUCAUUCGAUGCCUUCUUGUGCUUACAAAAAUGAUUCUUCAGUGCCAUGAAUGCACCAUUUUAUGCCCAUAAAUGGGCAUAUUCUUGUUUACUUGCAUAGGCUGUCAUUCUACAAAGAUGAACUUAGUGUCCUUCCUAUGAAGUACCCACUAUAUACUGUUGCAGUGAUAGUUUAGUGGUUUGUGAGUUCUCCAAUGUUUUUUAAGUCUGGGAUUCGAAUUUUAAAUUUAUCUUACUCACGAGAUGACCUAGACUCGAGGUGUCAAAACGAGUGAUGUAGGACUUGUAACGCUGUACACUCUGGUGAGAUUAGGAUACUGUCUUGUUUUUUGGGUAAUAGUUAUUGAUCUAAAUUGAACAUUCCUUAACGAGGAAG